CUUGUUGAUCCAUACUGAGCCUGUUGAGUCAUGUGACGGAGGUGUAAUCGCUCCCAGGAUUCAUCAUUGUACGCUGGCAGCCUCACCUGUAUUUCCUACUGGCUAUAGAUCAGAUACAUCUUUUUAAAAUGAAAGAUCCACUUGCAGGCUGCACAUAUGACAGGGUUUAUAAGGAUCUGAAGAACAUAUCUAAAAAUGGAGAGAUAUUUUGCAAAACUCUUAUGUCUGCCCUGCAACAGAGGUCUAACCUAGAACUGAGUUAUGCCAAAGGACUGGAGAAGGUAGCGAACAAGCUGACCAAGGCAUUGGCCAGUGUAAAUAAAAAUUGCAUUAACAAUGCCUGGACUUGUGCUUCUGAUGAAAUGAGAACCACAGCAGAAGUACACAAGAAACUUGGCACAGCCAUUCAACAAGAAGCCAUAAAACCAACCAGUCAAGUCUUGGAAGAACAUGAAAAAAAGAAGAAAAAACUAGAUAAUGAAGUAGAGAAGAUGACAAGUUCAGUAUUAAAUAACUGGAAGCAGCAGAUAAAGGUUAAGAAGAAACUUAUGGAACAUACCAAAAAACAUGAAGCUGUUUUCCACCAUGUGGAAAACACCAACAAACAAUCUGUGACGGAAAAAGAAAAGCAGAAGCUUCUCAAUAAGCUAAAAAAAUCUGUAGAGACACUGACCAAAAUUGAUGAAGAAUAUUAUCAAGAGAAUAUAAUCGGUCAAACAGUGCGGCUUAAAUGGGAAAAUGUGCUGGAAAAUUGCUAUAAGAGUAUUCAAGAUCUUGAAAAAGAAAGAAUACAACUGCUUUCUCAUAUCCUUACUCGGUACAACCAGCACAUUUUAACUUUCGAACAGACACUAAACACUUGCCAAAGCCAGAUUGACCAAGCCAUCAAAAGCAUUGACGUUGAAAAGGAUACUCAGACAUUCAUGGAGGAAACAGCGAUUUAUUCUGAAGACAACAAAUCAGAAUUUCUUCUGAUGGAUUAUUUUGAGGAAGACAAUUCUGUUAUAAUGGACAAGGCAAGAAGGAUAGCUUCCAUUAAUAUGAAACUUGAGAGACUGCAGAGUGACAUCGAUAAGGCACAGAAAGACAAGGACGGACUGGAGAAGAUGCUAAAGGCUUAUGUAGAUAAUCCAGCAUUUUCUGAUGUGAAAAAUGAAGAAAAUACAUAUGUACUUCUAGAAGAGACAAACCUAAAAAUACAUUUGUUGGAAGCAAAUCACUUCAAACUAUUAUCAACCCUUGCAGAGCUUGAAGGAAGGCCUGUGUCGCCACACCCAUGCAGCGAACGGAUCUCAAAAUGGAAAGAAAAGGGUAGCCAGCAUUCCUCUGUUUAUAUAUCACGCUCAAUCAAUACAAAAAAACUAAAACGCUUGGAAAGCCACCGGAUUUCUAACAGAUCUAGAGAAAGGAUGAGCCACUCAGUAUCUUUUGAUGACUCAGCUGUACCUGAUACCACUGAUUACCCCAACAGACCCCCAAGAGGCCUUUCCAGGAGGGUUAAAGAUCUUCAUGAGGAGAACACCUCCAAAAAUGAAAUAAAUGAACAUCGACGAAGCUCAUGCACAGUUUUAUACCCGUAUAAACCCCAACGGCAGGAUGAGCUGGGAUUGCAAAAAGGUGAUCUUCUAGAAGUUCAUCACAGGGACGAUGAUGGCUGGUGGUAUGGAAGCCUCAAUGGGAAGAAAGGCUAUUUCCCCUCUACUUAUGUUGAGGAGCACACAGCAGAUCAAUCAUCUCAUGCAUAGUGAAAGCUUGCAAAUGUACUGAAGCAUUCACAGAACCAAGAUUAAGCUCAGCUGCUUAUUUGUAAAUGGAUCAAUGCUGUAAUUCUGAUUUCAUUUUUGUUGUCUGUAGAAAUAGCUCAAACCAUUUUCUCCCAUAAAUAGCUUGCACAGUUCCACAGUAUCCAUAUCUGAUGUUGAAUUUUAAGUAGUCCCCUUAGAGUAUAAAUUUCUAGUUCACUCUCCAAUUCUAAUAAAAGGGUAGGAAUGCUGCCCACAGAUUCA
This is a messenger RNA of Xenopus laevis (African clawed frog), 2006 nucleotides long. It is a transcript of the gene nostrin.L, whose product is annotated as nitric oxide synthase trafficking L homeolog. Lineage: Eukaryota; Metazoa; Chordata; Amphibia; Anura; Pipidae. The coding region runs from base 129 to 1745 and encodes 538 amino acids. Gene Ontology annotation, biological process: signal transduction. The record is from RefSeq and is a predicted model, not a curated record. Gene Ontology annotation, cellular component: cytoskeleton; cytoplasm; plasma membrane. The transcript is spliced from 16 exons.